CUUCUCCUGACCAAUCCAGACUCUGAUAGCCUCACACAGCAAAGCCUGUCUGAUGGAGAGGAGCAGCUGGACCGCCUCCAGCAGGCGGAGCUGACUCGAAACACAUGCAUGUCACUGUGGAGGGCAGGUGCAGUCCAGGCCUGGCUGGAGGUUGUCAUGGGAAUGCCCAUGUACAUCCGAGCCUGCUCUGAAAACGUCAAAAGUGGGAAGGUGCUUCUAGGCCUGACGGAUGACGAUUUAGAGCUAGGUCUGGGCAUCAGUAAUCCAAUUCAUCGCAGGAAAAUAAGAUUGGCUAUUGAGGAUUACAGGAGAGCUGAAGGGGACCAAGGAUUAUCAAAAGCAUCUGAGAUGGACCAUCACUGGGUUGCAACAUCAUGGCUGAGUGAUGUCGGACUGCCUCAGUACUCCCAGACCUUUCAGUCUCACUUGGUGGACGGACGAGUGCUUAACUCUUUGAACCGCAGAGACCUGGAGAGAUUUCUCAACAUCAGUGACCAGUUCCAUCAGACCAGUCUACUUCUGGGAAUCCAGCUGCUGCAGAUGCUCAGCUUUGAUAAAGAGGCCCUGCAGGCACGGCGGACAAACUGCGAGCACCAAAACUGGGAUCCCAUUGUUUGGACAUGUCACAGAGUGAUGAAGUGGAUCAGAGACAUCGACCUCAAGGAGUUUGCAGACAAUCUUCAGGGUAAAGGGAUUCAUGGUGCAGUGAUGGCUCUGGAUCAGUCUUUCGACACAGAUGCCAUGGCCAAAGCCCUGGGCAUCCCCAGCAACAAACACAUGCUUCAUCGGCACCUGUAUGAAGAGAUGAAGUCACUCGCUGUCCCUCUCAGUAAUACCGAGCAGGACACUGAGGUGAUUGGUUGUUCCUCUCCUGUCGCUGUUAACCGUUUUGCUGAUGAGAGGAUGUCUAUAAGAAGAUCCGGAAAGAGUCCGCUGAGGUUACGAGCAAACAGCCACUCUGUGGAGCGAAGUCUGGGCUUCCACGGCAGCUGCAGCUCUCUGCCCAGAGAGGCCAGAGUUCAGGCGGUUCCCCGAGCCAAAGGCAGCCCGAUGCACACCUACAAGAGUGUCGAAAUCACCAACGUCUGAACCAGCCUCAGCCAUCGAGAUUUUAACCAUUGUUUACAUUUUUGUUGUGUUGCAGUUGUUUACAGCUGAGAGACACCCACACUGAGCCACACUAGAAUUAUCGGAAGAGAAUGUCUUAAAGGGGUAUGCCACUCGAUUUAGUAAUCUGACUUCUUUAGAGAAGCAUUUACUGAAAACAAACUUUAUAAUUUUGACCUGAUGGACUUGAGAGGAUGGUAACUUAAUAGCUAGGUCCAUUUUUUAUUUUAAUUUAUUUUUAAACUACGUAUUCCAAGACUUUUAUAUAUUAUUGGAAAAGUCAUAUUUGUAUGAUAGAUGAGAAGGCUUAGGACAGACUUAACACAGUUAUAUAAUUGAAAUUAGUGCUCUUUUAAUGCCUUAUAUUAAACAGGUCCAUAUGAUCUUCACAGCACUGUUACUAUUUAUUACUGCUACUUUUUAACAUGUUCAUUUUUUUAAGCUGCAAGUGAAAAACUCUGUUAAAGACAAAAGAAAAGUUGUUAUAACUUACUCUCAGCGUAAAGAUACAGCACAUAUCAGCUGUUAUUCAGAGUAGAUGAGGGCCCUGUUCUUCAUACAUGUCUAACCCAGUUAACCAGACAUGAACGCUGGAUUUGUUGAUUGGAUGUUUCUAAAAUCAGAGAAAGCUGUACAGAACAGAGACAUCUAGAGUGCGAUUACAAUGUUUAAGGUGAUUUUUAUUUAUUUAUGUUUUGCAACUUACAACAAGUACAUUCAAAUAACCAAUCAUAACUCAAAGGACUGUAAAUUAGUAUUCAGUUUUAGAGGCAUUCACAGGUGUACUACAAGAGCUUUGAGAUGGUUGAAGACAGCUUACAAAUUAUGGGUUAAAAGACAACCACAAGAUUCUCACCCUUUAAACCCUAAACAGCACCACCUGGAAUUAUUUUGUUGUUUUAGCUGCAAAAGUGUCAUUAAAUCUACCAUGAGUGUA
Molecule: messenger RNA, 2044 nt
Organism: Oreochromis aureus
Lineage: Eukaryota; Metazoa; Chordata; Actinopteri; Cichliformes; Cichlidae
Product: kazrin-A-like
Exons: 7
Molecular function (GO): protein binding
Source: RefSeq, a predicted model, not a curated record